Podarcis raffonei (Aeolian wall lizard) is the source of this 2483-nucleotide messenger RNA. RefSeq names its product INSM transcriptional repressor 1 (gene INSM1). The transcript has a single exon. Bases 120 to 1469 code for a protein of 449 amino acids. Gene Ontology annotation, cellular component: nucleus; transcription repressor complex. The record is from RefSeq and is a predicted model, not a curated record. Gene Ontology annotation, molecular function: DNA-binding transcription repressor activity, RNA polymerase II-specific; RNA polymerase II cis-regulatory region sequence-specific DNA binding. Gene Ontology annotation, biological process: negative regulation of transcription by RNA polymerase II; neuron differentiation; regulation of cell cycle process. NCBI's taxonomy places the organism in Eukaryota, Metazoa, Chordata, Lepidosauria, Squamata, Lacertidae.
CGGCCCAGCCUGCGGAGGGAGCGCGGGCGACGAGCGGGAGGAGACCCGGAUUGGGGCGCCGGCGCCGCUCCCGGGCUGAGGCGGGCAGGCGCCUUGGCACCUCCCGGAGCCGCCCGAGGAUGCCCCGCGGUUUCCUGGUGAAGAGGAGCCGCAGACCCACGCCCAUCUCCUACCGGACCCGCUGCUGCUGCCCGGCGUCGGCGGCCGCCGAGGGAGGCGACCCGGCGCAGCUCCUGGUGCCCCCGCCGAUCCCCGCUCCGCUCUCGGCCUCGCAGCCCGCCGAGGCGCCUCUUCUGCUGGCGCCCGCGGCCGCGCCGCACUUCGGGACGCCCGACGGCCCCGCCGCCCCGGCGCAGCCCCUGCGCAGCCCCGCGCGGGCCGUCAGCGAGGAGCGCAGCCUGCACCUGGGCUCGCCGCUCUCGGCCGAGUCCUUUCCGGCGCCCGAGCCUCUGCUCCUGGGCCCGGGGGCCGAGCUCAAGCUCUGGGCGGUCGCGGCCAUCGCCGCCGCCCCGCCGCCGCCGCCGCCCUCCCCGGCUCCGGCGGUGGCCCCGCAGCGCGGCCAUGGGCCGAGCCCCAGCGCGUCCAAGCGGCCUCAGGGCCGGAAGGCCAAGGCGGCGCGCAAGCUGCACUUCGAGGAUGAGGUGACGACGUCGCCGGUGCUGGGGCUGCGCAUCAAAGAGGGCCCCCCCGAGCCCGCCUCGACGGCUCCGCAGCCGCAGCAGCACCAGGCGGGCGCCGGCGGAGGAUCGCGCGCGGGCGGCGCGCAGCCGCUGGGCGAGUUCAUCUGCCAGCUGUGCAAGGAGCGCUACCCCGACCCGCUGGCCCUGGCGCAGCACAAGUGCUCGCGCAUCGUGCGCGUCGAGUACCGCUGCCCGGAGUGCGACAAGCUCUUCAGCUGCCCGGCCAACCUGGCCUCGCACCGCCGCUGGCACAAGCCGCGGCCUCCCAGCGCCGCCAAGCCCAAGGCUGCGGCCGACGAGCCACCCGCCAAGGGAGGAGGAGGCGGCGGCGGCAGCGGCAGCGAGAGGGACACGCCGAGCCCCGGCAGCGGAGGAGAGCCCGACGGCGGGGGCGGCGAGGAGUUCGCGUGCCCGCGCUGUGCCAAGCGCUUCCGCCGCCAGAGCGCCCUGCGCAAGCACCUGCCCCUGCACCACGAGCCGCUGGACGGGCCGGCCUCGGCGCGGGAGCCCCCGGACGCCUGCCCGCCCGAGGAGGCGGGCGUCCGCCCCAGCCCGCUGAGCUUGCCCGGGGAGUGCCACCCGUGCCCCGUGUGCGGCGAGCCCUUCGCCGGCAAGAGCGCCCAGGAGCGCCACCUGCGCCUGCUCCACGCCGCCCAGGCCUUUCCCUGCAAGUACUGCCCGGCCACCUUCUACAGCUCGCCGGGCCUGACCCGCCACAUCAACAAGUGCCACCCGUCGGAGAACCGCCAGGUCAUCUUGCUGCAGGUGCCCGUGCGCCCGGCCUGCUAGAGGGAGCCCAGCCGUGCCUUCCCCGCAGCCCCGUCGCCGCCCAGCCCCGGAGGGCCUGCGGGGCAACCGCGGGACUUCGACGCCAGCCACCGGGGCAGCGCGCACCGUCUCGCAGACCCGCCGGCCUUUUUGCCCCGGAGCAUCUCUGCGAUGGUGUGUCCGGCUUCUCUCCGCCGCUCCCCUGGAGCGCCGGCUCCGGAGCAGCUCCCUCCUCUACGCCCCCACUGCACUCGCGGGGGCUGCUCCAGGGGCCAGAGCUUCAGGGUUGGCUUAAACUUAAGAUUCCCCUUUUCUCCCCCCCCUCCCGAAGUCAAUCUUGAGAAAUGAUGGAUGCCUUUACACUUCACAGGCUGUGAACUGAACCUUUCCCCCACUUGAUUAGCUUUAUUAUGGCUUGUGAACCGCUGGGAUCUGGCUUUACCUUUUCGCUGUGUGUUUUCUUCUCUUUUUUUAAAUUUUCGAUGUGAACAAAAUCAAUCUGCUUAAAGAUAUAACUUUGGUUAGUAUAGCCACAAAUGCCUUGACUUUAAUCGUUGUUUGUCUCCAAAAAAAUGUUGUAGAAGCUGCCUUAAUACAAUGACAUGCCAAUCUUUUUAUGUUUGUUCCUUUUCGAAGUAGAUCUCUAUGUUGACGCUUAUCUGUAUAUGUUGAUUUAUGCGUAAUUGUUAUUUAUUCGUUAUUUAUUAUUAAUUAUGGUGUUUAUUUCUGACGUGCUUUGCCUCUCUCCCGCCCCCUCCUCCAGUUCGCCCCCUCCUGCCAUUUCACUGUGCAUUUUUAAGUCUUUUUUAAAGGGAUCUGUUGAAAAGGGUUUAAUUUUUAUACCUAGAAUAAACAUACAACUGUAACCCUUCUCUUCUUGCUUCGAGGGCUCGCGGAUAGCUCAGCUUCCUUUUAGAUGCAAUCUCUUUUCUACACAAUUAUUUUCUUAACUGUUAGCUAUUUAUAGAACGCUUCAAUAGAACUGUUUUAACUGUCUAACUAUUUACUAUUCAAAUAAAAGUAUUUUCAAAUUCA